GCUUUGUUGUCGUACGUGCGCCGACAGCGGAGCUGAACAACCGGGGGAAGCUACCUGCUAAAAACCAACACAACAAGAUGGAGGUGGAGCAGAUUCUGUCUCUGUCAGGCCCAGCUCUGGCCCAGGCUGUCAGCUCUCUGUUGGAGACGCCAGGACUCUAUGUUUUCUCUGACAUCCUGGAACUGCCAAACGUCAGAGAGAUGGAGAAUGGCCCUCAUGCACCGGUGUAUCAGCUCCUGAACCUCUUUGCCUAUGGAACCUACUGCGACUACAAAGAGAGAGAAGCCUCUCUUCCGGAGUUGACCCCAGCACAGAGAAACAAACUGCGUCAUCUGUCAAUCAUUAGCUUGGCUUCCAACCUCAAGUGCCUGCCAUAUUCGCUGCUCCUUGAGCAGCUUGAGCUGAAGAAUGUGCGGGAACUGGAGGACCUGUUGAUUGAGGCCGUUUACUGUGACAUCAUCCAGGGCAAACUAGACCAGAGAAACCAGCAGGUGGAGGUAGACUGCAGCGUAGGUCGUGACCUCGGCCCCAACGAGCUCCCAAACAUAAUCAACACACUGCAGGAGUGGUGUACAGGGUGUGAAGCUGUGCUUUGUGGUAUUGAGGAACAGGUCUCGAGGGCAAACCAAUAUAGAGAGAGCCAAUUAAAGGUCAAAGUCCAAGUGGAAACAGAGGUGUCAAACUUGCAGAAGACGUUAAAGGCCAGCGCGGCCUCUCCAUCAUCAGGCCCCGCCCCUGCCGGAGCUGCGUCCAAUCAGGACGCUGACCAGCCUGCCGAGCCACGAGACCCCGCCUCCUCCCAGGAACCACGGCAGCCGGGCAAAAAGAGUUCAAAGGUGAAAGGGCUGCGCGGCAGUGGGAAGAUCUGGUCCAAGUCUAACUGAGGACAACUGGGAUGUGGGGGACAGCAACACUGAUGGACACUUGCUUAUUUACGGACACAUUGGUAUGUUGUUGGACAGAGGAAUACUUUUAGGUAAUGAGACAUUUCUUCAUGGAUACCCUCUUCACUUGUACGUCUGCAAUACAACCGCAGAGCUUCACCGGAAGCGUUUCCUUGUCAGUGAAUCUCAACUUUCAGAAACACGUCUGACUUGUGGAUGAAACAGGUGUGACAUUCAUUCUCGCAGUUGUCAAAAGCCUGACAGGCAGACUGUCGGUGUAAAUACACAGCGCUUGUAACACAGGAAGACAGAAUAGCCUGAAGAAGGAGCCGGUUGCUUUAGAUCAUAAACAAGAUCAGUGUUUUUGACGCUUAGGUUUGUGUGUAUCUCUGCUCUUUCGGUUUAGAUUAACUCUAUGUUGCUUUGUGAUUCUUUUUUUUCCCCCUUUAUGCUGAGUUGACGCUUGUACAAAAACAGAAUAAAGAAUUUCAAGAAAAUAAAA
Messenger RNA from Cololabis saira (Pacific saury), 1386 nucleotides. It is a transcript of the gene cops7a, whose product is annotated as COP9 constitutive photomorphogenic homolog subunit 7A. The transcript has 8 exons. Gene Ontology annotation, biological process: COP9 signalosome assembly. Lineage: Eukaryota; Metazoa; Chordata; Actinopteri; Beloniformes; Belonidae. Bases 78 to 884 code for a protein of 268 amino acids. The record is from RefSeq and is a predicted model, not a curated record. Gene Ontology annotation, cellular component: COP9 signalosome.